Capsicum annuum is the source of this 4563-nucleotide messenger RNA. RefSeq names its product glyoxylate/hydroxypyruvate/pyruvate reductase 2KGR-like. Gene Ontology annotation, molecular function: NAD binding; hydroxypyruvate reductase [NAD(P)H] activity; glyoxylate reductase (NADPH) activity. The transcript has 2 exons. The coding region runs from base 3093 to 4040 and encodes 315 amino acids. NCBI's taxonomy places the organism in Eukaryota, Viridiplantae, Streptophyta, Magnoliopsida, Solanales, Solanaceae. Gene Ontology annotation, cellular component: cytosol. The record is from RefSeq and is a predicted model, not a curated record.
CCCUUUUUAAUUUUUUUAAAAAAAUUUAAUAUUUUUUAAAAUUAUUUUAAUGUAAAAUUGACCAAAAAUUAACCCUCACUCGCACCCUAGGCGAAUGACUACACUCUCUUUGUCCUAGUCACCAUGACCUUGCCACAUAGGCAAGGUCAACGGUCAAAGGGUGCAAAAUAUUGCUUUUGGAUAGAAUCAAGGGUCUAGAUGACAAACAUGUAAGUAGAAGUGUCCAACUUACAAAACUGACAUAAUACAGGGGUCCAGAAGUUCAUUUUGAGUAUUUUAAGACACUUGAGAUGAAUGUUCAACUUAAUAAGUAAUAUUAAUAUAAUAGCAAUUUAAAUCAAUCACUAUAUUCCUUGUGUUGGUAAUCUCUGUCUCUUCAAACUAGUCUAGUUUUCUCUCUUCCACCGAAUAAUAUCCCCACUGCAGUCAUCUAUUUCUGGUAAGAUGUUAUAAAUCAAACGGGAGAUUCCAACCCAAAAAAUUAAGUCCAAUUCAAAAAAUUAAGUCCAAUCCAAAAAACUAAUCUAAUAGGUGGGGAACCUAUUUGGCUUAUAAUUCCCUUAGCAUUUCUUUAUUUUUUUAAUGUGGGACAAUUGGUUCAUAACAAUCGCCUCCGUUUGAGAACCAACGACCUCGUUAGUUACGGUUGAGCCCAGUUGGUCACGACUGGCACCCCUCUUAGAUCUAGGCCACCACUCCAAGUCGUGGCUCCACGUAUGGAUCGAUCCUCGUUGGUCAUGGCUGACAUCCCUCUUGGGUCCAGACUACCAUUACAAGUCACGGUCCAAAGCGUGGCUUUCCACACGUGGAUCGAUCCUCGUUGGUCACGGCUACGCCCAGUUGGUCACGGCUGGCACCCUUUUUGGGUUCACAAGCCACCACUCCUAGCUCACAGACCAUCACUUUGAGUCACAACCCAACGCGUGGAACUCUCAAUGAAAGCACCAAUGUUAUAAACCAAACGGAAGAGCCCAACCAAAAAGACUAGUUUAAUAGGCGAGAGAACCCAUUUAACUUAUAAUUCCCUUAACAUUUCUUUAUUUUUUCAAUGUGGACAAUUGGUUCAUAACAUAACAGAACUCAAUUUGUCUUUCAAAAACAUUUUGUACGUAGUUUGCUGGUUCAUAAUAGGAAUACCAAUUACUAUGCAUGUCAACUACUAUAUUUUUUAGGGAAAUAUUGCAAGAACUAUUCAACUAGAACGAUCUUUGUAGGUGUAUAACAUUAACAGCAUGAUUGAUAGCCACAAAUAUCAUGUAAAUUUAUUUUCAAUUCAAAUUCUUAUGUAUCAAAAAAAGGAAAAAGUCGAAACAACCCAAUCGUGUUUAUUGUUUCUUUCACAUAAAAAUGUCCCUUGGGUUGGUUUUGUGUUGAAGUCGAAGGUUCCUUUCGUCAAACAGUGCUCAUGCCACUAACCAGAGGCGGAGCUAGAGGGUAAUUGGGGGUUCGGCCGAACCCAGUAGUUUUUACAUAGAUCCUGUAUUUAUAUUAUAAAAUUCAGAAAUAAUAUAUAAAAUACAUAGCUGUGAACCCACAUAUAAAUAUAGGAUACUUGUACAGCGGAGAAGAGGUGAAAGACGUGGAUUCGGACCCCACUAAUAACAUUAAUAUUCCUAAAAUUCUGGCUUCCCCACUGCCACCAACCAUCUGAGUCAUGUCAUAAGUUCAUAUUUAUCUCAUUACUACUACUUACGCCCUAUUGAAGGGCACAACUAUUCCACCUUCAGUUUUAGCUACCCAAUAGAUCAUCCAACAACAAACGAAUAGGAAUUACUGCACCGCCAACGUGGGUCGAAUAGGAAUUACUGCACAGCCAACGUGGGUUGUGGUGCGACAGUCAAAUAGUUUUAUCUUUUAUCAUAGGUUUUGGGUUCAAGUCUUAGGUCUGAGAAAAUUUUAUUGAGAGCGUCAUACAUCCCAUGAACCCUCUGAUAUGUAAUCCGAAUUAAUCAACACUCUAAUGUGGGUAUUAGACACAAAUUUUUUUUUUUUUUUUUUAAAAAGAAACUACUACAUAUAUUCCUACUUCUCUUAGGGCGUCGUUUGAUAGUUAAAAUACCUCCCGCCCUCCCACUUUAAAAAAGAGUGACAUAUUUUUUUUCCCCUUAUUUUAAAAAGAAUAAUAUUUUUUUUUUUUGAUAAUAUUUUAAUUUUAACUUUUCACGUGACAUGUUUAAUAUUAUAAUAGUAAAGAGUAUUUUGAUAAAUUGAACAUAACUUUAAUUUAGGAUCACAAAUUUCAGUAUGUUUUAUUUUCUUCAAAUCCGUGUCAAGUCAAACUAGAUCAUUCUUUUUAAAAUAAAGGAAAUAAUUAGUUAUGAAAUAAGAGCAAAAAGUCACUCACUUCAUUUGGAUUGGACACACCCCUUAAUAAAUUUCUUACUCUUAUUUUAUCAAUAUAUUUCUAAUUAAAUUUUAUAUCUGUUUCCAAAUUACUAGUGAUUAUAUUUAUUGAAUAAGGAUAUAAUAGGAAGAUUUUAUUUAAAUUAUUUUUGAAAGAUUAAAAAGCAAAUACUCAAAAUAUACGCAAAUAAAAAAAUGAAGGGAGUAUACAACAAAAGUAGAAAUAAUGUCCAGAUGUAGCAAAAGAAAAAAAUAUGUGUAUCGAAUUAUUAAUAUAAAAUAAUAAGUUUGAAGAUAUAAUGUUGACGGUUUAAUGGAAGAACUUAUUACAGAACUCGUAUUCAAAUUGGCGGUGUUGAUUGCUAAGUCAUUUUGUUUAGAUCCGUUCCUGAAAAUUGAUGCUCGCUUAAUAUUUGAAGUUUGUAUCAUUCAAACCGUCUGGACAUUUACAUUAGGAGUUAUCAGAUUAUUUAGACGGAGUAACAAGAAGGUAAAAACUUUGUCGAAAACUCAUCGAACUUGUAGUGACAAUUGUACUGUACUUUAUUGUUGUCGUGUUAAGAAUACAACCUCUCCUUCAUCCUCUAGUUAAAUUUAACAUGUGUUCAUUUAAUUCCAUGGGUCCACGGAAGAAGUCAAGAAACUGUUUCAAAAACAUGAGUAUAUCAAAUCUUGAACAACAUAAAACAGGACACCAAAGGUUUUUUGAGUAGUGUCAAAGAGAUCUCCUUUUGUUGUGGUAAGCAGAAAUGGAAGAGAUAGGGGUAUUAUUGAUGCGUCCAUUGUCCAAUUACCUGCAGCAAGAGCUGUCCAAACGUUUCACCCUCUUCAAGUACUGGGAAAUUCACUAUGAAUCUCUCAAACUACAUGCGGAUUCCAUCCGAGCAGUUGGGGGGGGGGGGGGGGGGAGUGGAGGACUGGGAACCGAUGCUGCAUUGAUCGAUAUGCUGCCAAGAUUGGAAAUUGUAUCGAGUCACAGUUCUGGGCUUGACAAGAUUGAUUUGGUGAAGUGUAAAGAGAGAGGGAUUAGGGUCACUUACACACCCGAUGUUGUUUCAGAUGCUGUUGCAGACAUGGCCAUUUUACUAAUAAUUGCAACAUUGAGGAGGAUAUGUGAAGCUGAUCGCUUCGUCAGGAAUGGGAUGUGGAAGCAAAAGGAUUUCAGCUUGACUAAGAAGUUUAGCGGCAAAUCAGUAGGUAUUGUAGGCUUAGGGAGGAUUGGUUCAGCAAUUGCCAAGAGAGCUGAAGCUUUUGGAUGUUCAAUCAGUUACCAUUCACGUUCACAAAAACCAGAGUCAACGUACACCUACUAUCCAUGUGUUGUCGACUUGGCCUCCAACUGCCAGAUCCUUGUCGUCGCUUGUGCCUUAACAGAAGAAACUCACCACAUCAUCAACCGUGAAGUUAUAGACGCCUUGGGUCCGAAUGGAGUUGUUAUUAACAUUGCAAGGGGUUCUCAUAUUGAUGAACCUGAGCUGGUUUCUGCCCUUGCAGAAGGCAGGUUGGGAGGAGCAGGGCUUGAUGUUCUUGAACAUGAACCUGAAGUGCCUAUGCAACUAGCUAAACUUGAUAAUGUUGUAUUAUCACCUCAUAUCUCAGCUGCCACUGCGGAGAGCCGUAAGGAGAGGGCCGACCUUGUGGUUGCAAGCUUGGAGGCAUACUUUUCGAACAAGCCAUUGCUAACUCCUGUCCUUUGAUACUUUUUGGUUAAGGUCUGAUGAUCUUGGAAGUACUAGGAUGGGUGAUCUCCGGAGAAGUUCUCGUGUAAUAAUGCUGCAUCCCUCUUGAGUUCUGAAUUCUACCGCAAACACUUGGUUAUUAAUAAAAAAAGUGGUCUGAUGAUCUUGCACUUAGGUCAUAGUUGAUUCCUUCGCUUUUAUAUUCGUCAUUCAGUAAGAUGCUAAGUGUUUCACUGGUUCAAGCUAAUAAAUUUGGGCAUGCCCCUCUUUCUUGUGCUAAUUGGAAACAUGUGAAGAUGGUUGAUAGUAGUACAGUGAGGUCUUUGUUCUCACCAUCCUUUGUGAUAUUUUGUCUUAAUAUGUUCCUACUUCUUACACACUGGUAAUUCUUGUUUGUUGCUUUGAAGAAUGGUACUGUGGUUCUGACUUCUGAGUGUGUCUAUUGUUGGUAUGCCUAAUGAAGAGCAGGUUUCGAUCCACCACAGAUGGAUUUGGCUGCUAACACCUCAGAGGCCCCAGAAAAUAUAAACGAACCUGAACU